AUGACGUUGGAAGUCCUCAAAGCCGUGAUCGAAAGCGACUCCAACAUUCCUCCGCCCGCCCAGAGACUAGUUUACAACAACCAGCUGCUCAGCAACGAUGCCCAGACGCUGGAACAAGUCGGGAUUCAAGAAGGGGACAUGCUCCUAGUGCAUGUGGCCAUGAGCCGCCCGCAGCCCGGAGGAGGAGCUCCAACAACCCGGUCACUUGGCGGUCCUUCGUCGAGCACCGCAGCAAAUCCGCAGGCCUUCCAGAGACAAGUGGCGUCGCAGCAGCAGCCCAUGUUCGAUACCGAGACGCUACGUCUAAACCUCCUCGGCGACCCGCGGGUCAUGGAGACUGUCCGCCGUCAAAACCCAGAACUCGCAGCGGCCGCAGACGAUGCGCGACGGUUUCAGGAAGUGCUACUGUCUCAGAAGCGGAGGGAGCAAGAACUCGAGCGGGAGAAGGAAGCAAAGAUCGCGGCGCUCAACGCCGACCCGUUCAACGUGGAUGCUCAACGAGAGAUUGAAGAGAUUAUUCGACAGCAAGCGGUCACGGAGAAUCUGCAUAACGCGAUGGAACACCACCCAGAAUCCUUUGGUCGCGUGACUAUGCUGUACAUCCCCGUUGAAGUCAACGGACAACCGAUCAAAGCCUUUGUCGACUCCGGCGCUCAAGUCACCAUCAUGUCACCCGAGUGUGCAGCAGCAUGCAACAUCAUGCGUCUCGUUGACCGACGAUACGGCGGUAUCGCGCAGGGAGUUGGCACAGCCAAGAUCAUCGGACGCGUGCAUUCGGCGCAGCUGAAGAUCGGGUCUAUGUUCCUGCCUUGCUCGUUCACGGUGAUGGAAGGGAAACACAUCGACUUACUCCUCGGUCUUGACAUGCUGAGACGCCACCAAGCCUGCAUUGACCUGAAGAAGGGCGCCCUGGUCAUCCAAGACCAGGCCGUACCAUUCCUCGGCGAAGCAGAAAUCCCCAAGCAAUUCCAGGACGAAUUCGAGGAUGAGCCGCUCAUUCGAGGAGCUGACGGAGCUCAGAUUGGCGCUCGCUCUGGAGCCAUCACGCACCAAGCUGAAAAUGCGCCUACGUCUGCAUCAGCACAGCAGCAGCAACAGCCAAGUCAAGGCCGAACAUUAGGCGAUGCUGCUACAUCCUCAUCCCGUUGGUCAGCGAGCUCAAUAAGCAAAAUCACAGAACUCGGAUUCAGUCGUGAACAAGCUAUAUCGGGGUUGGAUGCUAGCAACGGCAAUGUAGACCAAGCCGUUGAGUUUCUACUCGGGGGAUGA
Molecule: messenger RNA, 1269 nt
Organism: Talaromyces atroroseus
Lineage: Eukaryota; Fungi; Ascomycota; Eurotiomycetes; Eurotiales; Trichocomaceae
Product: DNA damage-inducible protein 1
Exons: 2
Coding region: 1-1269 (422 amino acids)
Biological process (GO): proteolysis
Molecular function (GO): protein binding; aspartic-type endopeptidase activity
Source: RefSeq, a predicted model, not a curated record